Dryobates pubescens (Downy woodpecker) is the source of this 1905-nucleotide messenger RNA. Its product is annotated as embryonic polyadenylate-binding protein. The record is from RefSeq and is a predicted model, not a curated record. Lineage: Eukaryota; Metazoa; Chordata; Aves; Piciformes; Picidae. Gene Ontology annotation, molecular function: RNA binding. Bases 1 to 1905 code for a protein of 634 amino acids. Gene Ontology annotation, cellular component: ribonucleoprotein complex. The transcript is spliced from 14 exons.
AUGAAUGCUAGUGGCCCUGGCUAUCCAUUAGCCUCUCUUUAUGUGGGAGACCUCCACCCAGAUGUGACUGAAGCCAUGCUCUAUGAGAAGUUCUCACCUGCUGGACCCAUCAUGUCCAUCAGGGUCUGCCGGGACGUUGCUACGCGCCGCUCGCUGGGCUAUGCCUACAUAAACUUCCAGCAGCCUGUGGAUGCUGAGCGAGCCCUGGACACCAUGAACUUUGAAGUGAUCAAGGGCCGUCCCAUCCGCAUUAUGUGGUCCCAGCGGGACCCUGGGCUCCGAAAGUCAGGGGUUGGAAACAUCUUCAUCAAGAACCUGGAUGACUCCAUUGAUAACAAAGCCCUGUAUGACACAUUCUCUGCCUUUGGAAACAUCUUGUCCUGCAAGGUGGUUUGUGAUGAGAACGGAUCUCGUGGCUAUGGCUUUGUUCACUUUGAGACUCAUGAGGCAGCAGCUCGGGCCAUUGACACCAUGAAUGGGAUGCUGCUCAAUGACAGGAAGGUGUUUGUUGGCCAUUUCAAAUCCCGCAAGGAGCGCGAGGCCGAGUUUGGGGCUCGGGCAAUGGAGUUCACCAACGUCUACAUCAAGAACUUUGGGGAUGACAUGGAUGAUGAGAGGCUGCGGGCAAUCUUCUCCAGGUUUGGAAAGACUCUAAGUGUCAAAGUCAUGAUGGACAGCACUGGCCGCUCCAAGGGCUUUGGGUUUGUCAACUUUGAGAAGCACGAAGAAGCCCAGAAGGCAGUGGCUGACAUGAAUGGGAAGGAGAUCAAUGGCCGCAUGGUGUAUGUGGGCCGGGCCCAGAAGCGGCUGGAGCGCCAGAGUGAGCUGAAGAGGAAGUUUGAGCAGCUCAAGCAGGAACGAGUGAGCAAGUACCAGGGAGUCAACCUGUAUGUGAAGAACCUGGAUGAUGGGAUAGAUGAUGAGAGGCUGAGGAAGGAGUUUUCUCCCUAUGGCACUAUCACUAGUGCCAAGGUGAUGACAGAGGGUGGCCACAGCAAAGGGUUUGGCUUUGUAUGUUUUUCCUCUCCAGAAGAGGCCACCAAGGCUGUGACAGAAAUGAAUGGGAGGAUCGUCAGUACUAAGCCUCUCUACGUUGCACUUGCUCAAAGGAAAGAGGAGCGGAAAGCCAUCCUCACCAACCAGUACAUGCAGAGAUUAGCCACCAUGAGGGCCCUGCCUGGCCCUCUGCUGGGCUCCUUCCAGCCCCCCCCGGGGUACUUCCUGCCCCCAAUCCCCCCGCCACAAACCAGAGCAACCUUCUACACCCCGACCCCAGUGGUCCCGGUCCGUCCUGCUACUCGCUGGAGUGCGCAGCCCUCGCGGCCUCCCCCAUAUCCUUCAUCUACCCCCAUCCUGAGGGCUACUGUACCACCCCGGCGCCUGCUGUCCAACAUCAGCACCAUGAGACAAGCCUCUACCCAGGUGCCCCGUGUGCCCCACCAGGCCCAGAGAGUGGUCAACAUCGGGACGCAAACGGUCAGUGCCCGGGUGCCCUCCUCGCCCACCCUGCCGCGGGGACCCCCCCAGUACAAGUACUCCUCCACCGUCAGGAAUGCCCAGCACAUAGGACACAUGCCACCCAUGGUGGCCUCACAGGUGGCAGAACCUGCUGUGCAUGUCCACGGGCAGGAGCCACUGACAGCAUCCAUGCUUGCAGCAGCCCCUCCUCAGGAGCAGAAGCAAAUGAUAGGUGAGCGCCUUUACCCUUUCAUCCUCUCGAUGCAUCCCUCAUUGGCUGGCAAGAUCACUGGGAUGCUGCUGGAGAUAGACAACUCUGAGCUGCUGCUGCUCCUGGAGUCUCCUGACUCCCUGCGCUCCAAGAUCGAGGAGGCAGUGGCUGUUCUGCAGGCACACCAGGUCACAGAGACAUCACACAAGGGCAGUGCUGUGGCAUUCCUGCAGUGA